This is a messenger RNA of Erythranthe guttata (spotted monkey flower), 2060 nucleotides long. RefSeq names its product ketol-acid reductoisomerase. Gene Ontology annotation, molecular function: ketol-acid reductoisomerase activity. Lineage: Eukaryota; Viridiplantae; Streptophyta; Magnoliopsida; Lamiales; Phrymaceae. The record is from RefSeq and is a predicted model, not a curated record. Gene Ontology annotation, biological process: L-valine biosynthetic process. Gene Ontology annotation, cellular component: mitochondrion; chloroplast.
CUGAGCUUUGCUAAACCCUAUCUCUCUCUCUCUCUCUGAGUCACAUUUUCAGAGUACAGAUUAGCAAACUCGAAAAGCCACAGAAAUGGCGGCGGCGGCUCCUACCUCCUUCUCUGCCACCACAGCAGCCACCACCUCUUCCAAAACCCUAACUCCUCAGACUAAAUCCCCAUCGAUCUCCUUGGGCUUCCUAUCUUCCUCAUCCCCUUCACUUAAACCCCUCCGAGCUACCGCCGCCGCUUCUCGAACCGGCUCCCGUGCUUCCGGCUCCGCAUCGGCGGCCCGCAUGGUGUCGGUUCAGACCGUCAGGCCCCCGGCUUCACAGGAUUUCGAAACCUCCGUUUUCAGUAAGGAGAAAAUCAACCUCGCCGGUUACGAUGAGUACAUUGUGAGAGGAGGGAGACACUUGUUCAAGUUGUUGCCCGAUGCAUUCAAGGGUAUCAAGCAGAUUGGAGUGAUUGGUUGGGGCUCGCAGGGACCUGCUCAAGCUCAGAACUUAAGAGAUUCUCUAGCUGAAGCAAACUCUGAUAUUGUGGUCAAGAUUGGUUUGAGAAAGGGUUCUAGCUCAUUUGCUGAAGCCCGUGCUGUAGGGUUUACAGAAGAAAAUGGGACCCUUGGGGAUAUAUAUGAAACCAUAUCCAAUAGCGAUUUGGUGCUUCUGUUGAUAUCAGAUUCUGCUCAGGCUGAUAAUUACGAGAAAGUGUUCUCCCACAUGAAGCCAAACAGCAUACUUGGACUUUCCCACGGGUUCCUUUUGGGCCAUUUGCAGUCAAUGGGUCUUGACUUCCCCAAAAACAUUAGCGUGAUAGCCGUAUGCCCCAAGGGAAUGGGACCCUCUGUUAGAAGGUUGUAUGUGCAAGGAAAAGAAAUAAAUGGUGCCGGUAUUAAUGCCAGUUUUGGUGUCCACCAGGAUGCUGACGGAAGAGCCACAGAUGUUGCUCUUGGAUGGUCAGUUGCCCUUGGUUCACCUUUUACUUUUGCUACCACCCUCGAACAGGAGUACAAGAGUGACAUUUUUGGGGAACGAGGCAUUUUACUUGGUGCUGUGCACGGUAUUGUGGAAUCGUUAUUCAGAAGGUACACUGAAAAUGGAAUGGCUGAGGAUCUCGCAUACAAGAACACCGUUGAAAGCAUUACAGGGAUAAUAUCCAAGACCAUAUCAACAAAGGGUAUGCUUGCUGUCUACAAUGCAUUAAAUGAAGAUGAGAAAAAAGAAUUCGAGGCAGCAUAUAGUGCUUCGUAUUAUCCCUGCAUGGAUAUCUUGUACGAGUGCUAUGAAGAUGUAGCCAGUGGAAGCGAGAUAAGGAGUGUUGUUUUGGCUGGCCGUCGAUUUUAUGAUAAGGAAGGAUUACCUUCUUUCCCUAUGGGCAAAAUUGACCAGACCAGGAUGUGGAGAGUCGGUGAGAGAGUUCGUGCAACACGUCCAGCAGGUGACUUGGGGCCUCUGUAUCCUUUCACUGCCGGUGUCUUUGUGGCGUUGAUGAUGGCCCAAAUUGAGAUUUUGAGGAAGAAGGGGCACUCUUACUCAGAGAUCAUCAACGAGAGUGUGAUCGAGUCCGUCGACUCAUUGAACCCAUUCAUGCACGCCCGAGGCGUUUCUUUCAUGGUCGACAAUUGCUCGACGACAGCUCGUCUGGGAUCGAGGAAGUGGGCCCCGCGAUUCGAUUACAUCCUCACACAGCAGGCUCUGGUUGCAGUGGACAACAACGCACCGAUCAACCGUGACCUGAUCAGCAACUUCUUGUCCGAUCCCGUGCACGGUGCUAUUGAAGUGUGUGCAGAACUGAGGCCAACUGUUGAUAUCUCAGUGCCCGCAGAUGCUGAUUUUGUUCGCCCCGAGUUGCGUCAGUCUGCAAACUGAAGAUGAUUUGAGCUGAGAUUUUUUAGAGGGUUUUAUGUGUUUGUGUGAGUGAGAGACAGCCCACCCAAGUGGGGGCUGCUGCUUUGCUUUGUUUGAAUUUAUGAGUAGAUUUUUGUCAUGCAUGCAUGUCUUUGUUUUGUGACGUUGCUACUUUUUGGUAUCUUAUGUUAGUCGGAAUAAUGUUAUAAACUUUAGUGCU